Harpegnathos saltator (Jerdon's jumping ant) is the source of this 1647-nucleotide messenger RNA. RefSeq lists its product as uncharacterized. The transcript has 4 exons. Bases 169 to 1506 code for a protein of 445 amino acids. The record is from RefSeq and is a predicted model, not a curated record. NCBI's taxonomy places the organism in Eukaryota, Metazoa, Arthropoda, Insecta, Hymenoptera, Formicidae.
GUUGUGCUCGGCCGCGGCCAAGUGGGGCGCAACACGCCCGAGAUGCGGGCGCCUGUAUCCCUAUAAAUUGUAGCACGCGCGUCCACGGCGGACGUAAUGCGGAUCUAAACGCACGUGCCGCGACAUCUAAGCAACGGGAUACCUUAGCUUCGAGCAGGACUAGCCGCGAUGAUCGGACACCUCAUCCUCGUCUUCGCCUGCAUGUCGAGCGCCACUCUGGCGGCUCCACAGUGGUACGGAGGACCGGCCUACGCACCCCACGCCUCCCCCGCACCCUUGGGUCCCGAUGGCCGCGUGGUCGACACCCCGGAAGUCGCUCAACUCAAGGCUGCUCACCUGAACGCUCUGGCGGAGGCUAACGCGCGCGCACCCAAGGGACCGGCCUCUUACGUCGGGCCCGACGGGCCUUACGCCUCUGGGAAUUACAUCUCGCGUUACAGCGGACCACCGGCUCCACUGGGUGCGGACGGUCGCGUGGUCGACACACCCGAGGUUCAGCAAGCCAAGGCCGUCCAUUUCUCUCUCUACAAUGCGGAAGCGCAGCGCGUGCCGGCCGGUCCAGUUGAUCCAGCUGGCGCCUACGACCCGUCCUGGAACAAUGCUGCCUACAAUCCCACCUGGGAGGGUCCCGCUCGCAACUACUAUCGUAGUCGUAUAACCGUCGCAAAGGAGCCACCGCCGUACUUCCGGUUGCCCGACCGAACGAAGAGGAAACCGAAGAGGAGGAUGUACAGCUGCGAGAUGAAGCUCUUGGCGGUCGCGUUGCUCGCCCUGACGAGCCUGGCUUCGGCCAAGCCGGCGUUCCUGCCUCUACCGUUGACGUACGCGAGCCUGACACCCUCAGGACAAAUCGCCGGGAACAACGGAGGACCGCUGGACGUGCAGGAAGUCGGGAGGCAGCAGCAGCAGCAGCAGCAGCAGCAGCAGCGUGUGCUCGACGACGGCAGGACGAACCUCGCGGCGGACGAAAGCCCGCGCUCGCAGCUGCAGGCUACCCUGCGAUCGCGACAGUCUACCUUAACGUCGCCCGCGCCCCUCGGCGCUGACGGCAGGGUGGUGGACACCGCGGAGGUCGCGGCCGCGAAAGCGGCGCACGCGGCUGCGCACGUGAACGAGCGCUUGAACCUGGCGAACGAGGCCGCGAGGUCCGGAGCUGCCGGCGGCUCAGACUCGUCGGAGGUCCCUGACGACAGCCUGAUCGCGGCCGACGCCGACGCCAGGAUCCCGGAGGCUGGAAACAUCAACCUGGCCAGUGAGGUCGUGAGGUCUGGCGACGCCUUCACGCGGAUUGUUGACGGCGGGGGCGCGGUGGUGCCGCUGAUGCUCAGCAACGGCGUCGUCGUCACCGCUCUGCUGCCGGUUGAGUCCGAGGGCAGGUUUCCGGCGGACUCGCAGGAAGUCGCGGGCAUCGGCAAUCGUCUGAACGUCGUUCAGAACGACGUGAAGACGGUGGACGCUCUGGCGGUGGCUGGUCCGGCUCUCGCUUACGGCAGGUUGGUCUACUGAUCUCGGGGACGCGGUGCACGCUCGUGGGAGACACGACCGGAGGGUCCACCUCCUCCCGGACGAAUGAACCUGCUCCGCUACCGGCCGCUGAUGACCACGUUCCACCUACGACCAGGCUCGACGCGCGCGCGCGCGCGCGCG